This is a messenger RNA of Camelina sativa (false flax), 3420 nucleotides long. RefSeq names its product clathrin interactor EPSIN 2. The record is from RefSeq and is a predicted model, not a curated record. Lineage: Eukaryota; Viridiplantae; Streptophyta; Magnoliopsida; Brassicales; Brassicaceae. Gene Ontology annotation, cellular component: clathrin vesicle coat; plasma membrane; endosome. Gene Ontology annotation, biological process: endocytosis. Gene Ontology annotation, molecular function: clathrin binding; phospholipid binding.
UUCCUUCCUGGCUGGCUGCUGUGUCUUCCUCUCUCUCUCUUUCUAACUCGGAAAUUUUCUAGAGAGAGGAUCGGAGCCAAAGUUUGGAAAAAGCUAAAACGCAGGCAAGAAGGUGGAGGAGACAAUCUCAUCUUCCUUCCAAAGCGUUUCUUCAUCGUCUUUAUCUAUCUGUUACCUCUCUCCCUCACAGAUCCGAUUCUGAUCAAGUUUUUUUACAUUUCUGCAGCUAAAAAAAAGGUGCUUAUACUAGUCUUACAACGGACUGACUCCAUAGAAGGCGUUUAAAAAGAUACAUUUGUUCGUGGAACAUAUACGAAGAUGAAGAAAGUCUUCGGCCAAACUGUCAGAGACCUUAAGAGAGAGGUCAACAAGAAAGUGCUCAAAGUUCCUGGAGUAGAACAGAAGGUGCUAGAUGCUACUAGCAAUGAGCCAUGGGGUCCACAUGGAUCACUUCUUGCUGAUCUUGCUCAAGCUUCUAGAAAUUAUCAUGAAUACCAGCUGAUCAUGGGGGUCAUAUGGAAACGCCUUAGUGACACUGGAAAAAACUGGCGGCAUGUCUAUAAGGCUUUGACAGUUUUGGAAUACAUGGUAGGCCAUGGAUCAGAACGUGUUAUAGACGAGAUUAGAGAACGUGCAUAUCAAAUUUCGACAUUGUCCGACUUUCAGUAUAUUGAUUCCGGUGGUAGAGAUCAAGGAAGCAAUGUUAGGAAGAAAUCACAGAGCCUGGUGGCUUUGGUGAAUGACAAAGAAAGAAUAGCCGAAGUCAGACAGAAGGCUGCUGCUAAUAGAGAUAAGUACCGCAGCUCAGCACCAGGUGGAAUGUAUAAGCCUUCAGGCGGAUAUGGGGACAAAUAUGAUUAUGGAAGCCGGGAUGAAGAGCGAAGUAGUUAUGGAAGAGAAAGAGAAUAUGGUUACAGAGAUGAUGAUAGAAAUAGUCGUGAUGGAGAUCGUUAUUCCAGAGACUCUGAAGACCGGUAUGGAAGAGAUGGUAAUAGGGAUGAUGAUUACAGGGGUAGGAGCAGAAGUGUUGAUAACUAUGGGUCACGAGGUAGGAGUUCGGAAAGGGAGAGGGAGGAUGAUGGCCAUUCUUCAUCACGGGGCAGUGGUGCUCGAGCUGAUGACAAUUCUCAGGAUGGGAGAGGGCGGCUCGAGAGGAAGUUUUCUGAACAAAAUAUUGGCGCCCCACCCAGUUAUGAAGAAGCUGUCAAUGAAUCACGCAGCCCUGUAUACAGUGAAAGGGAUGGUGGGGAGACCCCACAAGUUACUGCUCCAGGAGCUGCUUCUCCUCCUCCUCCUCAAGCUACUGCUCCAGGGGCUGGUUCUCCUUCUACUGGACCCAGCACAGACAAUAAACCUGUUACUUUUGUUAAUGAAUCACCUUCUCAGAAAGUUGAGACUUUUGAUGAAUUUGAUCCACGUGGUGCGUUUUCAGCUGGCCCUCCAGCAUAUGUAUCUACAGAUGGUGUUACAGAUCCUCCAACUGUUGCUUCUAUGUCUGCCCCUCCCGCCUCGAAUGAGAUGGACUUGCUUGGCUCCCUUGCAGACGUAUUUUCAUCAAACGCAUUGGCCAUUGUACCAGCUGAUUCUACCUCCGUUGAAACCAAUGGACAAGUAAACGAUGGUCCAGCUCCAUCGUUUUCUACAUCUCAGCCAUCAACUCAGUCAUUUGAUGACCCAUUUGGUGACUCUCCUUUCAAAGCCUUCACUUCUACUGACGCCGACUCAACCCCACAGCAGAAUUUUGGAGCUCCUGAUACUGCUCAUAACUUUGGCUUUGGAGACUCAUUCUCGGCCGUUGCCAAUCCUGAUCCUGCUUCUCAGAAUGUGCAACCUCCAUCAAACUCACCAGGUUUUCCUCAAGAGCAGUUUGCUACAUCUCAGAGUGAUAUUGAUAUUCUUGCUGGCAUUCUCCCACCAUCUGGACCUCCAGUUUCACUCCCUCAACAAUCUGGUCCUUCAAUACCAACAUCUCAGUUUCCUCGCAGUGGAAACAACAUGUACGAAGGCUUUCAUUCUCAGCCAACAGUAUCUACAGCUCCAAACCAGCCCGGACAAACUCCGUUUGGACAAGCUGUACAACCAUAUAACAUGGUUCCUCAUUCUCAAAAUAUGACUGGAGCCAUGCCGUUUAACAGUGGAGGCUUCAUGCACCAGCCGGGCUCACAAAAUUCAUUUACUGCCACUUCAUCAAGCUCACAAACUCCUUACUCUACCCCAAGUGGACCAGCUGGUCAGUUCAUGGCACACCAGGGUCAUGGAAUGCCGCCUUCCCAUGGUCCUCAACGAACUCAAUCUGGACCUGUUACUCUGCAAGGGAACAACAAUGUCAUGGGGGACAUGUUUUCACAAGCUGGGCCAAAUUCCUUGACGUCAUCAUCAUCUCAUCCAGAUCUCACACCUUUAACAGGAGCAAUUGAGAUUGUUCCUCCGCCUCAGAAAAAGUUUGAACCAAAAUCAUCAGUUUGGGCAGACACAUUGAGCAGGGGGCUUGUUAACUUUAACAUAUCUGGACCUAAAACAAAUCCAUUGGCAGACAUAGGAGUUGACUUCGAGGCGAUCAACAGGAGAGAUAAACGGCUGGAGAAACCAACAAACACACCAGCAACAUCUACUAUCAACAUGGGUAAAGCCAUGGGAUCAGGCACUGGCUUAGGGCGUUCCGGUGCAACCGCAAUGAGACCUCCGCCUAAUCCAAUGACUGGCUCCGGCAUGCCCAUGGGUGGAGGAAUGGGUGUUGGUAGCUAUGGAGGUAUGAACCAAAACCAACCCUUGGGUAUGGGUAUGGGUAUGGGGGUCGGAAUGAAUCAAAACCAACCUAUGGGUAUGGGAUUGGGACCUGGCAUGAACAUGAAUAUGGGAGGAUAUGGCCAAGGCUAUCCGAUGCAACAACAAAACCCAGGGAUGGUCCGUGGCCCAAACGUGCCUGGCAACAACUACAAUCCGGGUCAAGGCGGUUACAACAACCCUCAACAAUCCUAUGGUGGUGGAUACCGGUAAGAUCAAGCCAAACAUUACGCACUUGACUUCAUUUGUAGAAUCAGGGUUCCGUUGUUCAGUGCUUUUCUUUACUCUCGGGUAUGUAAUAUCAUUCGAUAAAAAGUAGACGGAUUGGCCAGCCGCUUCACGGAAGUACUCUCAGGUUACAUUAUUCAUCUCGACAACACACGGCUCCACGAAUUUGCUUCUCUGUUCUUGCCUCAAUCUUCAAUUAUAUUCAUUUUUAUUUUUUUCUUCUAGUACGGACCUAAUCGAGAGUUUGUUGUGAAAUUUGUACCGGUGAGAGUGGCAAACCUUGCUCGGGUCUGCCCUUUUUGUUAUAUGCAUAUAAUUUGAUAUAUACACGUUUACUUUAUUUUUCUUUAUUUUGAAGGAUGUGUACAACAAUAUUUCAUUCACGGAACAAAUAAAAUAUUUUUCAUU